This is a messenger RNA of Anisakis simplex (herring worm), 580 nucleotides long. The record is from the annotation of a GenBank genome assembly. NCBI's taxonomy places the organism in Eukaryota, Metazoa, Nematoda, Chromadorea, Rhabditida, Anisakidae.
GAUUAUUUCUAUGAUAAUUAUGAUAAUGAUUAUAAUUCGGAUGAUGCUGAUGAUGAUGAUGUUGAUGAUGUUGAUGACUCAGAUGAUGAUGAUGAUGUUGAUGAUGUUGUUUUGGAUGAUGAUGAUUAUGAUUUUGAUGAAGUUUUGGAUGAUGAUUGUGAUGAUUAUGAUUUGGAUGAUGAUGUUGGGGAUGAUGAUGAUGAUGAUGUUGAUGAUGUCGAUGAUGAUGAUAAUGAUGAUGAUGAUGAUGGUGGUGCUUAUGAUCAUAUUGAUGCUGAUGAUUUGGAUGAUGCCGAUGAUGGUGAUGAUCAUGAUGAUGAUUCGGAUGAUGAUGAUGACGACGAUGAUGUUGACGACGAUUCGGAUGGCGAUGAUUAUUAUUUGCAUGAUGACGAUGAUGUCUGUGAUUAUGAUGAUGUUGAUGAUGAUUUGUAUGAUGAUUAUGAUAAUGAUUCGGAUGAUGAUAAUGAUGAUGAUGUUGAUGAUGUUGUUUUGGUUUAUGAAGAUGAUUAUGAAGAUGACGAAGAUUAUGAUGAUGUUUUGUAUGAUGAUUAUGAUGAUGAUUCGGAUGAUGAUGAUU